This is a messenger RNA of Balearica regulorum gibbericeps (East African grey crowned-crane), 2351 nucleotides long. Lineage: Eukaryota; Metazoa; Chordata; Aves; Gruiformes; Gruidae. The record is from RefSeq and is a predicted model, not a curated record.
CCCUGAUGGAGGCCGAGGAACAGGAGGAAGAUGCCAACUCUCUCUCAAAGGACGGAUCAGAGACUAACUCCCGUGACUGCCUCCGCUAUGUGCCCCUUGGGAUAGCCUUUCUUUUGUUGGCUGGAGCUGCUGCAGCAACCUGGUAUUUCCUAGACUACAGACCGUGGCACCUGGAACCGGCCAUCCUGCAGUUUUACUCUGGAAGCCUCCAGGUCCUCAAUCGCCAAUACUCCCCGGACCUUGGGCAGGUGGAGUCCAGAGCCUUCUGGUUGGAGUCAGCUAAGCUCCAGAAGAUGCUGAAGGAACUGAUUCGUGCCACAGACCUGAGUCGAUAUUACAACUCGAGCACAGUGUAUGCCUUUGGGGAGGGGGCUCUGACCUUCUUCUUCUGGUUUGCCCUCCAAAUCCCUGAGAGUCAGCGGGAGGAGUUGACUGUUGAGAGGGUAAACACAAUGCUCCACCAAGAGCUCUCCAUCAGCUUCAACAGUUCGGGCAGCCUGUCCUACCAGACGGAGUACAAGGUCAACCCAGACUCGCUGGUUCUGCUGGAAUCCAGUGUGAAAGACAUAGUAGUGCUGAAAUCCACUCUGGGUUGCUACAGGUACAGCUAUGUCCAGGAGGAUGACAUCCUAAGGCUGGAGGGCCCUGACUACUUGGCCUCCAGUUGUCUUUGGCACCUCCACAGCCUCAAGGGCUACAUGAUCAAGCUACGCCUGGAGUGGACUCUCCCGGACUGCAGGGACCGCCUGGCUAUGUACGACGCAGCUGGGCCCCUGGAGAAACAUCUCAUCACCUCGAUCUAUGGCUGUAGCCGGCAGGAGCCCGUUGUGGAAGUCCUUUCAUCUGGCCCUGUCAUGUCCAUUGUGUGGAAGAAAGCCAUGUACAGCUACUACGACCCCUUCAUCCUCUCAGCACAGGCGGUGCCCCUUAGAGGCUGCGAAGUGAAUAUAACUCUGCAGGAGGGCCUGGAGCUGCAGGGGAAGAUCGGCACCCCACACUACCCCAGUUACUACUCGCCCAACACACAGUGCACCUGGCACAUGACGGUCCCAUCCCUCGACUAUGGGGUCACCCUGUGGUUUGACGCCUAUGCACUCAGCAGACAGAAGCAUGACCUGCCCUGUACCCAAGGCCAGUGGAUAAUUCAGAACAGAAGGUUGUGUGGCCUGCGGACCCUGCAAGCCUACGCUGAGCGGAUCCCAGUUAUGUCCUCUGCUAACAUCACCAUCAUCUUCACCUCACAGAUCUCCUUAACUGGCCCCGGCGUACAGGCAGCUUACAGCCUGUACAACCUAUCUGACCCAUGUCCCGGGGAGUUCCUGUGUUUGGUGAAUGGCUUGUGCGUCCCAGCUUGUGACGGGAUCAAAGAUUGCCCCAAUGGGCUGGAUGAGAGAAAUUGUGUUUGCCCUGCAAAGUUCCAGUGCCGCGAGGACAGCAGGGUCUGCAAUCAGCAGCUGGACUGCAUCAACGGGAGCGAUGAGGAGCAGUGCAGUGAAGGGGUUCCCUGUGGUCCUUUUACCUACCGCUGUGAAGAUGGGACCUGUGUGAAGAAACCCAACCCCCUGUGUGACACCACUGCAGAUUGCAAGGACCUGUCCGAUGAGAAGCGCUGUGACUGUGGCCUGCAAGCCUCUCUCAGCAGGAUUGUGGGUGGUGCGAAUUCUGUGGAAGGGGAAUGGCCGUGGCAGGCCAGCCUGCAAGUUCGGGGACGCCACAUUUGUGGGGGAACACUCAUUGCUGACCGCUGGGUGGUCUCAGCUGCGCACUGCUUCCAGGAUGAGAGACUGGCCUCUGCCUCCAUCUGGACCGUUUACUUAGGUAAAUAUUUGCAAAAUGCCACCAGCCACACAGAGGUGUCCUUCAAGGUGAUUCGCCUCUUCCUUCACCCUUAUUAUGAAGAGGACAGCCAUGAUUAUGAUGUGGCCUUGCUCCAGCUGGACCAUCCUGUGAUCACCUCACCCUUGAUCCAGCCCAUCUGCUUGCCUGCUCCUUCUCACCUCUUUGAGCCUGGCCUUCAUUGCUGGAUCACUGGCUGGGGAGCCCUGAAGGAAGGCGGGCACAUCAGCAAUGUUCUGCAGAAGGUGGACGUUCAGCUCAUCCAGCAGGACAUCUGCAGCGAGGCCUAUCACUACAUGAUUUCUCCCAGGAUGCUGUGUGCUGGGUAUCACAAGGGCAAGAAAGAUGCCUGCCAGGGUGAUUCUGGAGGUCCGCUGGCCUGCAAGGAACCCAGCGGCAGGUGGUUUCUGGCUGGUUUGGUCAGCUGGGGAAUGGGAUGCGCACGUCCAAAUCACUAUGGAGUAUACACCAGGAUCACUCAAGUGCUGGGCUGGAUGAAUCAAACCAUGAGCUGA